Molecule: messenger RNA, 2663 nt
Organism: Marmota flaviventris (yellow-bellied marmot)
Lineage: Eukaryota; Metazoa; Chordata; Mammalia; Rodentia; Sciuridae
Gene: Slc26a5
Product: solute carrier family 26 member 5
Biological process (GO): sulfate transmembrane transport
Cellular component (GO): membrane
Molecular function (GO): secondary active sulfate transmembrane transporter activity
Source: RefSeq, a predicted model, not a curated record
AUCAAUGAACAUUUAGGCAUGACUUCUAAGAACAAACCAGCAGUUGCUGUGUUAACUCUCUUUCUUCUUUACCCAGGGAAGGAGUAAGCUGUCCCUUCAACUCUCAGCCCCACUAAUCAAGGUUUCACUGAACUGCACUGAGCUCCCAGCUGGGGAUUCUGUCCCCUGCCUCUUGUACUGCACAUUGGAUCUGGUGACUCUCAAGAAAUGCUUGUCUCCUGCUGUUAAUAAAUAAUUUUGGAGUACUAUGGAUCAUGCUGAAGAAAAUGAAAUCCUUGCAGCAACCCAGAGGUACUAUGUGGAAAGGCCCAUCUUUAGUCAUCCAGUCCUCCAGGAAAGACUACACACGAAGGACAAGGUUUCGGAUUCCAUUGGUGAUAAACUGAAACAGGCAUUCACCUGUACUCCUAAAAAAAUAAGAAAUAUCAUUUAUAUGUUUCUGCCCAUAACUAAAUGGUUGCCAGCAUAUAAAUUCAAGGAGUAUGUGUUGGGUGAUUUGGUCUCAGGCAUAAGCACUGGAGUGCUUCAGCUUCCUCAAGGCUUAGCCUUCGCAAUGCUGGCAGCUGUGCCUCCAGUGUUCGGCCUGUACUCUUCAUUUUAUCCUGUUAUCAUGUACUGUUUUCUUGGAACCUCCAGACAUAUAUCCAUAGGUCCUUUUGCUGUUAUUAGCUUGAUGAUUGGUGGUGUGGCUGUUCGAUUAGUACCAGAUGAUAUAGUCAUUCCAGGAGGAGUAAAUGCAACCAAUGGUACAGAAGCCAGAGAUGCCUUGAGAGUAAAAGUUGCCAUGUCUGUGACCUUACUUUCAGGAAUCAUUCAGUUUUGCCUAGGUGUCUGUAGGUUUGGAUUUGUGGCCAUAUACCUCACAGAGCCUCUGGUCCGGGGGUUUACCACUGCGGCAGCUGUGCAUGUCUUCACGUCCAUGUUAAAAUACCUGUUUGGGGUUAAAACAAAGCGGUACAGUGGCAUCUUUUCAGUGGUGUAUAGUACAGUUGCUGUGUUGCAGAAUGUUAAAAACCUCAACGUGUGUUCCCUAGGCGUCGGGCUGAUGGUUUUUGGUUUGCUGUUGGGUGGAAAGGAGUUUAAUGAGAGAUUUAAAGAGAAACUGCCAGCACCCAUUCCUUUAGAGUUCUUUGCGGUGGUAAUGGGAACUGGCAUCUCAGCUGGAUUUAACUUGAAAGAAUCAUACAAUGUGGAUGUCGUUGGAACACUUCCUCUGGGGCUACUACCUCCAGCCAAUCCAGACACCAGCCUCUUCCACCUCGUGUAUGUGGAUGCCAUUGCCAUAGCCAUCGUUGGAUUUUCAGUGACCAUCUCAAUGGCCAAGACCUUGGCAAAUAAACAUGGCUACCAGGUCGAUGGCAAUCAGGAACUCAUUGCCCUGGGACUGUGCAAUUCCAUUGGCUCACUCUUCCAGACCUUUUCUAUCUCGUGCUCCUUGUCUCGAAGCCUUGUUCAGGAGGGAACCGGAGGGAAGACACAGCUUGCAGGUUGUUUGGCCUCAUUAAUGAUUCUGCUGGUCAUAUUAGCCACUGGAUUCCUCUUUGAAUCAUUACCCCAGGCUGUGCUGUCGGCCAUUGUGAUCGUCAACCUGAAGGGGAUGUUUAUGCAGUUCUCAGAUCUCCCCUUUUUCUGGAGAACCAGCAAGAUAGAGCUGACCAUCUGGCUCACCACGUUCGUGUCCUCCUUGUUCCUGGGAUUGGACUAUGGAUUGAUCACUGCUGUGAUCAUUGCUCUGCUCACUGUGAUUUACAGAACCCAGAGUCCAAGCUACAAAGUCCUGGGACAGCUUCCUGACACUGAUGUGUAUAUCGACAUAGAUGCAUAUGAGGAGGUGAAAGAAAUUCCUGGAAUUAAAAUAUUCCAAAUAAAUGCCCCCAUUUACUAUGCAAAUAGUGACUUAUAUAGCAACGCAUUAAAAAGAAAGACUGGAGUGAACCCAGCAGUCAUAAUGGGAGCCAGGAGAAAGGCCAUGAGGAAGUAUGCUAAGGAAGUCGGAAAUGCAAACAUGGCCAACGCAAUUAUGGUCAAGGCGGAUGCAGAAGUAGAUGGAGAGGAUGGAACUAAGCCUGAAGAAGAGGAUGAUGAAGUCAAAUAUCCCCCGAUAGUCAUCAAAAACACAUUUCCUGAAGAACUGCAGAGGUUUAUGCCCCCAGGGGAUAAUAUUCACACCAUCAUCCUGGAUUUUACUCAAGUCAAUUUUAUCGAUUCUGUGGGAGUGAAAACCCUGGCGGGGAUUGUAAAAGAAUAUGGAGACGUCAGUAUUUAUGUAUAUUUAGCAGGAUGCAGUGCGCAAGUUGUGAAUGAUCUCACUCGAAAUAGAUUUUUUGAAAAUCCUGCCUUAAAGGAGCUGCUAUUCUAUAGCAUCCAUGAUGCAGUUCUGGGCAGCCAAGUCCGAGAGGCACUUGCUGAACAAGAAGCCUCAGCUCCCCCUCCCCAGGAGGACUUGGAGCCCAAUGCCACUCCAACCACACCUGAAGCAUAGACGAGGACCUCGGCCUGGGAUGGAUGCCUCUCUUGAGAAAUUCCUACUUUGUACUUUGAAAUACUAGAACCUAGAUUUUUUUUUUCCCUAAGAGUAAUACUAGUAGUUAUGGCUUGAUUUGGAGGGUGAAUGAUGUGUAGCAUGAUGUAUCUACUUGUGUGUGUUUUUUAAAUUGAAUACU